Molecule: messenger RNA, 699 nt
Organism: Penicillium atrosanguineum
Lineage: Eukaryota; Fungi; Ascomycota; Eurotiomycetes; Eurotiales; Aspergillaceae
Exons: 1
Coding region: 1-699 (232 amino acids)
Source: RefSeq, a predicted model, not a curated record
AUGGCACCACCUGGCUCCAUCAAUGUGAGUAGACCCAAAGGACAGGCUGUGGAUAACCUUUAUGAUCUGACCGGCGUUAGGUACUAUACAUUGUACUUUCUCGAAUCGUAUGCAUCCGCCCGGCGCGAACAAACGAACAUACUCCUCCAAGAAUACGAAGCCGGCCGCCUCACAGUCCCUAUUUCACUGGAGACUCGCCAGCGAAUGUACAGAGAGCUACAAAUUCGCAUUCUCCAAAACCCUCCUUUCACCAACACCAUGGCAUUGCUUGCCACACACCACUGUAUGCAUUUGCUGGUCACAUACAUACGUUACACAAUGGCGCCCGAGGCAGAGAUAGAUGAUUCCUGGAUCAGUUCUCUGCUUACCGUAUCUCCAUUCCUGCGCAUUAUCGAGUUCUUCUCCGCAGAAAUUGGAGACGGAGGCAACCAGCGUAUGCAGCGCAAGGACUUCAUGUACAACUUCCAUGCGGACAUGAUGACACAUGGACGCGAUCACAUGAACUCUACGAUCUUUGGUCGGGCUUCCAACCAGAGUAUACAUAGUUCGAUGCGCGACCUCUGGUUUGAUGCGGCAAAAACCGAAUUGGGGCUUAGACAGGCGCUUCCUCAUGAUCAAGAAACUGCCUGGUGCUGGAACGGGAUCCCGAUCUUGUUUGGAUGUGGUAAUUGUCGGCGUAUAGACGGGUGGCAAGCAUGA